AUGAAUUGUACAAAAGUUGCGUCGACUCACGGAAAUCACAAGAUUUAUAUCACAGACAUUACAACCGGAAAGAACGUAAAAAUCCUUACUGGUCACCCUCGUACGCCAUGGUGUAUAGCAUUUCAUCCGACUUCAAACGAUAUUGUGGCAUCUGGUUGUUUGGGUGGACAAGUUCGUAUUUGGGACCUCAGCGGAGGUAGCGAAGUUUGGAAUUGCAAACCAAAGAGCCAAAUAGCAUCGUUAGCUUUUCAUCCAGUGGACAGAUUACUUGCCAUAGCUACGGAUAAUGAGAUUCAUUUUUGGGAUUGGGGUAGUAGUUCACAACCGUUCACCUUCAUCUCCACGAAAAGUAUCAGGGAAAAAGUUAGAUACGUAGCAUUUGAUAAUUUGGGAAGGAAGCUUAUAACAGGCAUUGAAAAUCCGAGCCCUACUUCUCAAUGGGAUCGACCUCCGAUUGAUAAUUUAAUCAGAACCAUCCCUGCAACAAGGGAAGCUGGACGGGGAAAUGUCGUCAUCCCGGGAAGGCUACCAGUACCCCCGUUUUUUCGCGGCCCGCAUCGAAGCCCGAGGAGCGAGGCAACGGUCGAGAGAAUAGAUCGCGCGGGUAGUUAUUUAGUAGUAAGACCCGAGUUCAGGACAUCAGAAUCGGCCAUUGUCACCAAUAGCAGCAGCAGUAGUAGCAGUACCAGCAGCGCUAGCAGCAGUGCUAGCAGCAACUCGCGACCCGAGGAUUCUUCGGUCAGCAACACCCGUAGCCUUGCUUUGUCGAUCUUUCAUCAAAAUGAGCCGUCCGUUUCAGCUGCGGGGGCCUCGACAAGCGGCACUACUAGUAAUAACCCGAUUCGCGUGUCUAACAUCGUUAUCGAGCGGUUACCCUACGAAGAGCGACGCAGCAAUACUCCGCCACUAACACCUUGGCCGCAGCUGCCGAGAGUCGAGUCGGACGAGGAUAGCAGUGAAGACGAGUUAGUGAACAUUGACAGCUCGGUCUUUGACAGAACGGUAACGUCUCCUCUAGACCGGCUUAUGUUCUAUCGUCGGUUGCGACGUGAUGGCAUCUAUCGCAGGAUGUCGGUGGCUAAUCGUUUGCAGAGAUACAACGAGGUGUUUGAUCAAAUAUUAAACACCAGCGUGCGGAGGAGGGCUGCAGCCAGCCUGCAAGCGAACUCACGGUUGUCGAACAGACUGUCCACGGAUUUUAACAAUUACUACAUUCUCGCCGAGGCUUUUGCGCAGUUACUUCGUAAUAUUUUGCGAACCAGCGUAUAUGAAUUGGACAAUUUCGUUGAUGAAGUGCGACGCUCGCUGCGCUGGACGGUGUUAUAUGGGACGAAUCGUACAAGUUGGUCUUACCUGCAAGAAGAGGUAUGUGGCAUUGAGCAGAACAUCACCGAGUGGUUGCAAAAUUUAAGGAAACUACGCGAAGGCUUGCGCACGCGAAUAUCUGCGAUAAUGUCUGACUCAACUACCCGGCAAAACUCGGUACAGCAAAGUUUUAUCAACGCGGUCGGCAGAGAAUUGGAACUUUUGAAUAACAUCGAGCAGACUUUGUCGAAUAUCAACAAUGAUAUCGAGAGCAUACGCCAGGAGAUAAAUUCACACUUGGAUGAGCCCAAUCAGGGUAGAGAGAUACGGGUUUCCCCGUCAUUGUCCUUACGCCGACGUAUGCAAGAAUUAAGACGAGUAAGGGACACUUUUCUAGAGAAUAUGAGAAGCCAUCAAUCUCCGCAAGUUCGUGUGAGACGUUCAUUGGAAACCGAUCCCAACGAGGAUGACCAGCCACGGCCGACUCGACGCAGGCUAGAAAGCGAUUACAGCCCGGCCGAAUCCUCGCUAGGUAGUUCGUCAACGACGACUACCAACAACAUUAGUACACAGCCACAACAACAACAACAACAACAACAACAACAACAGCAGACGCAAAACACGAGCACCUGGCAGUUGCCUACUCAGCGAUUGCCAUUCAAUUUCUCUGUCUCGUCUCGAUCGGCAUUCCAACCGACUCGUUCAACGAGCAAUCAGCGAAGUAGUACUUCCGAACCAAGCCGUGACCAGCCGUCCACCUUCUCUUCGACUCGCAAUGGCGAACCAUCUUCAGCCCCGUCUACUUCGACUUCCGAUAGAAACGAGCCGCCGAAUAAUCCGAGCCCGUCAGGCACAACAAGUAGCAUAUUGCUGCGUAUCCUGCGCCAUGUACAGCAAGUCAACCAGAACAACUUUGACAUCAUCUGGUGCGCGUUCCAGCUCUGUUUCGAUGAUGAACCAGCUAGGUCGAAUAACGAUAACGCCGAGAGCGCCAGUGAGCCUAUGGAAAAUGGUUACUGGUUAUUGGAAGAGAACAGCAGCUCGGAUUCGAAUAAUGAAGAGUCUAACAAUGGCGCCAGCGUUCCGACUACUCUCUUGGGAAUGAGGCGCAACAAUAGCCGCUGGAUCCAACUGGUAGCGUCAAAUAGAAAUUCCGAAAGUAACCGUUCAUCUAGUGCAAAUGGACUCUUGAAUAACUUACGCCAAUCAAUGCCCAGUUCUGCUAACCCACCAUCCAGUUCCGAUGCUACCACUAGUACCAAUUCGAGUCGUAAUAAUAGCGAGCAGAAUACGCUAUCCCCAGAAUCGAUAUUCUCGACGAGAUACGAACAACCGCCACUUUUUCCUUUCAGAAGUUUGCGGGAAACUGUAAACUUGCAUUUGGAACAAAACAAAGCGAGAGAAUUAGCUGAAGCUAGUCAAAUAACACCUGAAAACAAUAUAGAGCCUACUCCUUCAACUUCCUCGAUAGAGGAAGAUAGUGUUAAUGGAUCCACAAAUACCGAGACAUCCAAUAAUCUUGAACCUUUGGAAUCUGCAAAUACUGAAACAACUAACAACGAGCAAGCGAACGAAGGAUUUACAGAGCUUCAGUUGUUAGGUCGACAAAUUGUUCAUAUGCAGCGCUUACGUCGUACUCGUUUGGAAAUAGAUCAAUUACUGCAUGUUCGUAAAAUGCUGGAAAAAUUACAAAGACACAUGGAGCAACUCAUUUUAAGCUUAGACGGUGAUGGAACCUCCACGAACGAUAAUUCGCAGCCAAGUACAAGCAGGGGAGACGUGAAUCAGGCUUCUACAUCGGGUCUACAAUCAUCAGCAUCUAGCUCGCAAGCAUCUACUUCCAACAGUCGAUCUACAACUGAGACUCGUAGCUUUAAGAAAGCUCUGUUGGAAUAUUACCAAAAGCAGUCUGAAAGAAAUGCUGCUAAUCAAUCGUCUGCAUCUACUUCCACCUCAUCAGCUGUUAGCACUGAAGAUCAACCCAGUACUUCACAUUCUUCUCAACCUCAACCCAGCACAAGCACGAGCAACGAUAGUGCUGUAGCAAACUCAGAUUUACCAAGUAGUGAGGAACUCAAACAAAUGCGAUUCGGAACAGCUUGUGAAUUUAUAGUUCGUUCUUUUCUGAACUCAUCACUUUCAUUGAUGUCGAACAACACGCAAAAUUUAUCGCCAAGGAGACCUGCUUCUUCCUCAACUAGUUCACCAUCGAAUGAUCAAGCCGCUGCUGGUUCAAGCACUAACAGUACGACAAGUACUGCUGGUGCAACUGCUGAUGGUAGUGCCACUAAUCCAUCCAACAGGAAUUAUAAGUCAAUGGUCCUUAACUGCAUAGAAAAUGAACUUUUCGUUAAUUUAACUAAUCAUUUAGCGGCUCGCUCGCGCUUUUUGGGUUCACAAAACAAUGUACUUCCACCAAGAGAUCCUAGAUUAAGAAAUAUGUUUUUCCUUCAACCAAGAUUCAACCGCCAACUGCAGAUCAUGAGAGCGCGUAACAAUAGACGAUCAUCGAUUCGAUUUCAGCGUCGAAUAACCAAUAUGAUAGCUAGAACUUGGUCCAACAUCAGCGACGUUAACUUGAACGUCAACUCUAACGAUAAUGCCGAUGCAAAUGCUAGUACCAGCGGCAAUACAAACUCCACUGAGGCGAAUGACAAUGAUUUUGCUUCCUCAAUUCAUCCGUUAGUUGUAAGACUGAUGUCCCUGAUUCGACAGCAGAUAAAUUCAAAUCGUUCAACAAACAGUAGUAAUGUCGACAGCAGCUCUAGUAGCAGCAGCAACAAUAAUGGCGCUAGCGGCUCAAGUGCAAACCGAGUUCUUGACUCUAUAAUAGAGAAUCGUCAUGAAGUACAGCGUUUGCAGGCCAGACAAGUGCUUAGUCUCAUUGUAGAGCGGCUGACACGCUUCUUCGAGGAGAAUCGUUUGGGCGACGCCAACCAAAAUCGCAGGCUUUACGAUCAGAUCAGCAAAAUAUUUUUAUUACCCCUUCUUGGCUUAGGAUUGGCAGAUCUACUCCUCGUUCGAUUAAUCGCAACAUCCAAUGGCGAUGACCAAGAUACGAAUUCGGCUCAAGCUGGUCCAGCAAAUUCUGCUGCAAAUAGUACCGAAACUCGAGCGACACAAGAAACACAAGCUGCGCAAGUCAUCGACCUUAGAACGAGGGUAGCUGCAACAUCAGGAAAUGGCACAAUGAGUUCGCAUGCGAGAACAGCAACUGAAGCACCUUCUGCUGUCGGUUCACAUGGUGCAAGAAAUACCAGCAUUUCGGGAUAUCCUGAUGCAAAUGCUCAACAAAGAGUUACCAACGCAGGACCACUGAGAGUGACAGCAACAAGGCGAAACAUGCGAGGACGCACAAUCUUUGAUCGCUUCCGUACAUUCUACCAUUGCAUAAACGUAUUGUUUCCUGAUCGAAAUACAUCAAGAAAUAGCAAUAGCACAGUUACAGCGAGUCGUUCUGAGCCCUCUAGUUCUAAUGUAAACAGAUCAACGGGCAGUAACAGUGAACCUGACAAUGAAAGUUCUAUGGCAAACGACUUUCGUAACGAGAUGGCCUUGUCGGCGGAGAUUCAGAGCAUUAUCGAAAGGAUUCAGAGUAAUAGUACUGUGGCAUCUGAAUUAAACCAACGCUAUCAAAGUCGCAGUGGCUCUAAUGUUCGUCUGGACAAUGACAGUGACGAUCGUGACGAUGACGAUGAUUCUCCUCGGCGUUCUCCAGCUAAUCCACCAAACUUUAGGGAUGCCAAUCAAAACGGACUGUCGUCGUAUCGUUCGCUCGUUCAGCGCUUCCCCUUCCUCAUGAUGCCUCCUUCCUCUCGCAAUAAUUUUGAGGAAAUUACCACUCCCCGGAUGCGUUCUCUUGCAAAUAUUCUUCUUAACUCGCGCGCUUCGACUGGCCGAAAUGAGCCAGAACCUGAUCUAACAAGGAAUCCAUUCAGCGGUUUAUCUCGCAGCGACGCUAGUCCUUCAUCCACGACUGCUGCUGCGGGCUCGUUCACGUCGUCAUCAUCAUCCCCAAGACAGGAUCUUAACGUGCCGCUAAUACGCGUCAAUAACGUUCCUUUGAACGACACCAACAACGUCAAUGGCAGCAGUGCAAGUGGACAAAAUAAUGAUACUUCAAUGCAGGAUCGACUACGACGGUUAAGCGCGGCAAUUCUUCGUCUCAACUCUCCUCGCACAAUAAGAUUGCGAAAUAGAUAUUACAGAACUGACGCGGCUGGUACUAGUGAUCGUAGUCCUGUUCGGGAUAACGAUAAUGCUGACCGGCGGCACUCAUCUGAAAUCAUCUUUAGAAAUCGGGCACUCAGAGAUCAAGUUGUACAUUUGUAUCAAGCUCGAUUGGGUAAUUUAAAUCAGGAACCUGAAAACGAUAGCGAUGACGUAGAAAAUAGAGAUCGACAAAUAACUGUGACUUUCAAUGGUUGGGAAAAUCAAAGAUAUCGCAUUCAAGCUUGGGACUUUUCUUCAAUCCCAGAAAUACAUGACCCAAGAAAAAAUGUGAUAGUGCGUGACUGUAAGAUAUUUAAUGACGCCAGUAUUGCCAUUUCUUCUGAUGGUACAUUAUUAUCAACUGUACUACCGUCAAGUCGUUCGAAUCAACUGACAACAAUAGGUGUAUAUAGUUUAGAAUGGGAAACGUUAGGCGAAAAGGUAUACUCGACCCAAACUGAUCAGUCGGUUAUUUCGGUAUCAAUGUCCCCCACGAAGCAGUAUCUCCUAGUCGGACUAGCUGCUGGACGUAUUCACGUGCCCACGAGACCUACUCCAAUAGCCUUGAUUUAUAAACUAGUCGAACCUGAGGAGGCGUUACUCGGCACGGCGGCGGAACAAACGGAGGGCACGCAAAGCGACGAUCCUAGGCGUGAUUUUGAAUACCUUUGCUACUUAAACAACUACUUUAAUGAUUUGCGCCGUAUUUCAUACAGAACUAGUAGAAACCGAACUCAGCCGGCCAAUAAUGAGGCCGUCAACAACGCUGUCCCGGAAUGGAGGAGUCGUAUCAGCAGCGCGGCGAUGAGAAGCAAUGAUAGCAGUGCCGAGUCCUUCAAGCAAAAUCGCAAAAGUAUGGUGCUGCUGCGCGAGCUGUUCGCCAGUCAGAACCGUGAGGUACCAAAUUAUUUCAGUCUCAAUUGUAUCAGGUGGAUGCCUCAAGCUGGCCAAGGUAUGGUCUAUGCUACCAAGACGGGCUUGUUGACGAUAUUGUAUUAAUGCACAGGGAUAGUUUUCGGUGUAUGGCUUUAAUUGCUUGUUUCGGGUCAAAUGUGCCCUGCAACUUGUCCAUAAAAAGCGUAAUGCUUUUUGUUACGUGUGAUCUAAAAAAACUACGAGUUUGUUGUAGUUUUUUAAGCAUAUUUGAAAAGAGGAAUUUGAGAUUUUACGAAAGCUGAGCUGUUAACAGUGGUGAUGAUUAUUCAAGUAAAAUGUGUAAAAAAAAAAUAAAUCAAAGCAUCAAUUAGGGAGGGCCCCUGUUAGUUUUGUUUGAACAGACAUAGAGAGUCAGUCAUUUCUCUUCAUCCGAGCGUUUAUCACAUCAAAAGAAGUCUAUUGAUUCACGUAUUGUUCAUUCAAAUCGUGUAACAAAAGAUAAAUGUUUCAAAUGGUCGAAUUUUGAUGGAAAUAACUAUUUCACUCUUUAUAGAAUAGACGAUUUAGCGUUAAAAAAAUAUUCGAUGGAAAUUUUAAUAUUUUGUCACACUUUAUUCAGUCCCACUCAAUUAUUGCACGAAUUACCAGUUCAAAGAUCGACGCAAUAUAGCGCGAAAUUCACUUUGGGACUGUGCCUUAUUAAAGGUUUCUUUAUUUUUUGUUCUUUUGUUAUGCUGAUACGAAAAAAUCUUUAUUUUAAACGACAAAUAAAUCAUUGAAAAAAAACACGAUUGUAUAAAAUGUCAAUCGAUUUUAUCAUUAAAAUGAUCGAUGGGUAGUGCGCAUUUAAGAAAAGGUAUUUUAAAUGCGUUGUAUUAGUUGUUAAGAUUUUAUAACUUUAUUAAUUAAGUCGUAUCAUUUUGAUAACGUUGCGCUAUUUUUAUAAUCAGACUGAAUUCAAAUUGCGAUCUGAGUAUUUUUUGAUUAUACAUAUUGCAAUAUACUUUUGUGAUAGUAAUUAGGAACUUAGAUAAAAUGCAUGGAUCUGCAAUGCAUAUUAUUCCAAAGUUGGUUUUUUUUUUUUCUUAUUAUUUUUUAUAAUAUGCACAUCAUUGUUGAGGACUGCAGUCUAUUGCUACGAAUUUAUUUUAUUUCGUGCCAUUUUAUUCUAUUUUUAUGCUUGCUCAACAAGGUUUAUUUUAUUU
This is a messenger RNA of Copidosoma floridanum, 7598 nucleotides long. RefSeq lists its product as uncharacterized. Gene Ontology annotation, biological process: mitophagy; autophagosome assembly. The record is from RefSeq and is a predicted model, not a curated record. Lineage: Eukaryota; Metazoa; Arthropoda; Insecta; Hymenoptera; Encyrtidae. Gene Ontology annotation, molecular function: protein binding; ubiquitin-like ligase-substrate adaptor activity. Gene Ontology annotation, cellular component: Cul4-RING E3 ubiquitin ligase complex; intracellular membrane-bounded organelle.